AUGUCAGUCGACUUGGACGCCGCCGAGCGCACACGCCUCUUGGAACGAGCGACCACCGGCCUCGAGGACCUCGUGGCGUGGGCCGACGGCCUCCCGCCCAACAGCCACGUGCCGCGGUCGCCAACGUGGGCCUCCGAGGUGUGCCGGCAGCAGCUCGUGUUCGAGCGCUACCACGACCUCGACGACAUCGUCGAGCUUUACAAGGCGCCGUCGUCGUACCUCGGCGUCGACAACGCGCGGGUCCUGUAUGAAACCACGACCGCGACCGCCAAGGUGGCGCUCAAGUGGGGCGUCUUCCGGUCGCCAAUUCCGUUCGUGCGCGACCGCGACGCGUGCUACCUCGAAAGCUCGCAGCUGUUUCUGGACCGCCGUGGCCGAAGGGGGUUUGCGCGCUUCAUCACGUCGUACCCCCUGCGCGCUAUGGACUACCGGUCUGGCUACAUUCGCGCCGACGUGCGCAACUGGGGCCUCGUGCUCCUCGAGUCGUCCGAUACCAAGGUUAUCUACGCCAGCACGAUCGUCGACAUUGACUGGAAGGGCCAAAUGCCUGCGUGGGGCGCCUCCCACAUGACGUCGCGCCGCGCCCAGAGCAUCAAGCAGCUUCCCGCGCUUCUUCGCAAGCGGCUGCGGGACCGAUGCGGCCUCUGCCAUGUAAAGCCCGCAAUCUUUGAGCUCGGGCCGCGGCUGGUACCGUGCACAGCGUGCCGCAAGCCUCUAUGUGUCCGCUGCCGCAAUGCAGACGUCGCCCCCGUGUGCGUCAUCUGCCGACACCCGCGCGCCCCUCGCCCAGCGACGCGGCCGUCGCGCGUCGUAUCCGACUUGGCGUCGACUGUGGGGUCGGCAGGCGACGCGCGGUCGCCACAAACCUGCCGCCAUGCCACCCGAGGGCACGCCGCCGCCGACAGCGGCUGGUUCACGCCCCAGGACCACCGUCGCCCCCGCGGCACGGGCCUGGACCUAUCAUAUGUCUCGGCGUACAAGGUGUCGACAGUACAGGAGUAG
Saprolegnia diclina VS20 is the source of this 1002-nucleotide messenger RNA. RefSeq lists its product as hypothetical. The coding region runs from base 1 to 1002 and encodes 333 amino acids. The transcript has a single exon. Lineage: Eukaryota; Oomycota; Saprolegniomycetes; Saprolegniales; Saprolegniaceae. The record is from RefSeq and is a predicted model, not a curated record.